CGAAAGCGCAAGUGUGACCCUUCAGACGUGUUUACCUCCCCACGACUUGCAUAAUGUCAACGGGAAACACACAGACCCUCCGGCUGAGGCGUACGGAGGAUAAACCGAAGGCCCCUCUGCCUGCUAGGCACACUGGUAUCCUCCAGGACCAGCUAAGAAGGCAUACUCGCAGACCAUGGAACCCAAGUUUUUCUAUGGCCGUUCGAUUGCUCCUUCUCAUACGUGUCGCUGGUGCGAUGUACAACAACAUCCAAGACUGCGACGAAGUGUUCAACUUUUGGGAGCCGCUUCAUUACCUCGAUCAUGGAGAGGGCUUCCAGACUUGGGAGGUCACGCCAACCUACUCUAUUCGGAGCUGGGCCUACAUUUUGCUACACCUCUUGCCUGCCCGCCUCGCCCUUGUGGUUGGAUUUGGGAAGCGACCUUCUUUCUUUGGCGUUAGAAUCUUCCUUGCGGUCAUCUCCACUCUUUGCGAAGCGCAACUCUGCCGCGCCGUAGUCUCCAAAAUCAACGAGAGAGUCGGUCGCUACCUGUUCGUCAUGCUUCUGUUCAGUGCAGGCAUGUGGAAUGCCUCUUCAGCGUUCUUGCCUUCUUCCUUUGCUAUGUACACCACGACUUUGGCCUUCUCCUACGCUGUGGAACCGUCUAGUCUGAAGAACCCAAGGCGCACUAUGAUGGCAACUCUGCUUUUUGCAACUGGUGCAAUUGUGGGCUGGCCAUUUGCUCUCGCGUUGUCUCUACCCUUUGUCAUAGAAGAGCUCUUUGUACUCGGUGGUGAUCGCGCGAGCCCGGGCGCACGCAGUUCCUGGUUGAUGGCACGUUGGAAAAGGUUAUUUACUGCAGGACUGACUGCCUCUCUUAUUUUUGUCCCGGUCAUCGCUAUUGACAGCGUGGUAUACGGGAAAUGGAGCGUCGUUCCAUGGAACAUCAUUCGUUACAAUGUCUUUGGCGGCUCUGAGCGUGGUCCGGACCUCUAUGGAACAUCUCCAUGGUACUUCUACGUCCAAAACCUCCUCUUGAACUUCAACGUCUUGAUCGUACUGGCUUUGGGCUCCCUUCCUGCGCUUGGGGUCACAUAUCUGAUUGAUCGCAAGCGUCUUGGAUUUACAAGUCCGAGUCCUGACCAAAGUUCUCCGUUCACUCUCCUUGGACUCCGGCUGGCCCCCUUUUACCUCUGGAUCGGUAUUCUAACGGCUCAAGCUCACAAAGAGGAACGGUUUAUGUUCCCAGCAUAUACUCUCAUCUGUUUCAAUGCUGCGGUCACUCUUUACUUGGUCCGCGGGUGGAUGGAGGUUGCGUUCAUUAAAGUCACGAAGUCCCCCUAUCAGGCAUCAAAGACAUUCAUGUUCAGUAACAUGACUUUUUCAGUUGUAGCAACUUCGGCUCUGUUGUCACUUUCGCGCGUAAUGGCACUUUGGCACUACUACCAUGCACCCAUCAUGGUUGUUUCACAGUUGCAGGUAACCGAGCUUCCCCGUCUUCUCAACGAUACCGGUCUUGUUCCGCCCCCGCCCCCUGGUGUGCCGGAAGACGAACUUCCGCGCAUCGAUCUUUCCCCUGUUAAGGAGUUCAACCUACGCCUUUGCCUGGGCAAGGAAUGGCACCGGUUUCCCAGCCAUUAUCUCGUUCCCGACGGUGUGCGCGUCGAGUUCAUCAAGAGCGAAUUUGAUGGCAUGCUCCCCGCCCACUUCGGAUUUGGGGCACCUGAUCAAGAAAGCUCGACUUCCUGGUGGGAUAGAGGAGCAGCUCGGCGCAUGCCUAUGGGUUUAAAUGACCUGAACAAGGAGGCAUCUUCAUAUUACGUCUCGGUCGAUGAUUGUGACUACCUCGUCGACCUUGAUUUCCCUCAUUCCCCUACUCAAAGCCUCCAUGAGCCACGUUACGCAAUUGGAGAAGGAUGGGAACGCGUCGCAUGCAUGCCUUUCCUCGACUCUGCCCGGUCUCCCCUGCUCACGCGGACACUCUGGAUGCCUGGUGAAGCUUGGCAAAGCAUGAACCAGUUCGGUGACUAUUGCCUGCUCAAGAACAAGGCUUUGGUCGGAGAGAAGGAGCGCCUGGCUAAGGUUGCCAAGAGCGCACAUAAGUUGUUCGCCGAUGAUAUUUAAUCAUAUUGUCUACAUAGAGAAAUGACAUGCACCCCAGUAUAUCAAUUUAAUCAUAAAUUCCACUGUCA
Molecule: messenger RNA, 2173 nt
Organism: Coniophora puteana RWD-64-598 SS2
Lineage: Eukaryota; Fungi; Basidiomycota; Agaricomycetes; Boletales; Coniophoraceae
Product: glycosyltransferase family 22 protein
Exons: 8
Coding region: 54-2105 (683 amino acids)
Biological process (GO): protein N-linked glycosylation
Cellular component (GO): endoplasmic reticulum membrane
Molecular function (GO): alpha-1,2-mannosyltransferase activity
Source: RefSeq, a predicted model, not a curated record